AUGCCUCCUGAACAAGACCAGUACCUGCCAAUCGCAAGCGUCACAAGGAUCAUGCGUAAAAUCUUACCAUCGGAAGCCAGAAUCUCCGAAGAGGCCAAAGAAAAUAUUCAAAUAUGCGCCACCACGUAUAUUAGCUUUGUGAGCGCUGAAGCUAGCGAUACUUGCCAAUCUGAGCGACGUACGACAAUAACUGCUGGGGAUAUGCUUUCGGCUAUGAGCAAUCUCGGGUUCGAAGAUUACGUUGAACCACUCAAUGUGUUCAUUAAUCGGUACCGUCUGUCCGAGACCGAUCGUGGGUGUUCACUUAGAGGUGGAUCAUCGUCGUUUGACCCGGCCUAUGGAGGAAGUGGUAUUGGGUUUCACGGUCCACCACAUUAG
This is a messenger RNA of Brassica napus (rape), 378 nucleotides long. Its product is annotated as nuclear transcription factor Y subunit B-9-like. The coding region runs from base 1 to 378 and encodes 125 amino acids. Gene Ontology annotation, cellular component: CCAAT-binding factor complex. Lineage: Eukaryota; Viridiplantae; Streptophyta; Magnoliopsida; Brassicales; Brassicaceae. The transcript has a single exon. The record is from RefSeq and is a predicted model, not a curated record. Gene Ontology annotation, biological process: regulation of transcription by RNA polymerase II. Gene Ontology annotation, molecular function: DNA-binding transcription activator activity, RNA polymerase II-specific; RNA polymerase II cis-regulatory region sequence-specific DNA binding; protein heterodimerization activity.